Molecule: messenger RNA, 357 nt
Organism: Fusarium graminearum PH-1
Lineage: Eukaryota; Fungi; Ascomycota; Sordariomycetes; Hypocreales; Nectriaceae
Exons: 4
Coding region: 1-357 (118 amino acids)
Source: RefSeq, a predicted model, not a curated record
AUGUUUGAUGAGUUGAAAACCACCCUCGGUAAAGUCACGAAUGUUUGGAAUUCUUUAACUCUAAAGUGGCUGAUGAGUGAGAAGCCAAGAAAGGGAGUUACCGAUAUAGAAGCGGGAAUGGAUUUUAAGAGGGUACGGCAAGUGCCUUUCUUGGCUGGGUCUUGGUAUAAGCCUAGAGAAGACCCUGCAGAUCGUGGGUUGUUAGUGAGGCGGGAUAUCGUGACAGUGAAUGAUGAGCUUGAAUGGGUAGGUCGGCCAGACAGCCAUAGCUCCGGCAUGACCUCGUCUAACCUGGCAGAUACGAGCUCAUUUGACCACGGGCAAAUUGAUGUCAUUAAUAGACAAUUAAAGAUGUGA